CGCGGAGCUAUGACGCAGCACGUUGCGCCAGGAGCGUGCUGGCGCUCCUCAGCUUGGUCAAGAGUGGGCCCGCACCUGGUGGCCUGAGAUUCUUUCUGCAGCUAAGGAAGAUUUCCCAGACCGAGAGGCCCCUAAACACAUAUGGGACUGGGUCCGCGCUCCCCCCACAAGGCGGGGCGCCAGUUCCCAAUUGGCGGCAAACGGGGACGCGGAGCAAAAGGGUCGGGGCGGCCCCCACGAGGCCGCGAGCAGCAUCCCCGGCCGCCUGCAGACAGGGGAUCAGAACGGACUCAAGAUGCUCACCCGCACCUGAGCCCCGAAACUUUGGGGUAUUUCCGACAAGCGCUGUCAGCGCUGAAAGAGGCUCCAGAAGCCGGGGAAGAACGAGAGCUGAUGGUGCACAAUGUUUUGAAAGAGGUGGAGGCUCAGGCUCUAGCCUUGGCUACGAACAGGACUGGCAGUGAGAUGCUGCAGGAACUUUUGGGGUUUAGUCCUUUGAAACCGUUGUGUAGAAUAUGGGCUGCCCUGCGCUCCAACUUGCGCUUUGUGGCCUGUCAUCGGUGCGGGGUCCAUGUACUGCAAAGUACUUUGCUGCAGCUGCCUCGAUUGCUGAGGAAUACUGCAGAGGAGGAGGAGAAGGAGGAGGAGGAGGAGGAGGAGAAUGGGAAAGAUGGUUCCUUGGAGACCCUGGAGGAGCUGGUCCUGGGACUAGCCUCUGAGGUUUGUGAUGAUUUUCUUUUCUACUGCGGAGACACACAUGGAAGCUUCUUGGUCAGAACUCUGCUGCAGGUGUUAGGAGGGACUCUUCUGGAGUCUGAGAGAGCCAGGCCUGGUGGCUCCAAAUCUUCUGAAACCCAAAGGGUCAUAGCUCGGGAAUGUAAGCCAACUGAUUUUGAGGUCCCUGAAGCCUUCUUGAAUUGCCUUCAGAAUCUGAGCUCCUGCUUUUUGAAGGACAUUGCUGUGUUUAUCACUGACAAGAUCUCCAGCUUCUGCCUUCAAGUGGCCUUACAAGUCUUACACCGCAAACUGCCCCAGUUUUGUGCCUAUUUGUGCAAUGCUGUGAUUGGCUACCUGAGUACUCGUAGUUCCUCAGCAGCUGGCAGCCCCCUAUUGCUAUUUCUUCGGGAUCAAACUAGCUCCAGACUCCUGGAACAGGUGCUGUUGGUGUUGGAGCCUCCGAGGCUCCAGAGCCUCUUUGAGGAUCACUUCCAGGGACAGCUGCAGAUCUUGGCUGCACAUCCCAUUGCUAACUUCCCUUUGCAGCGCUUUCUGGAUUCAAUCAGUACCCCUGAGCUGCUGUCUCCUGUGUUUGAGGAACUGAGUCCUGCCUUGGAAGCUGUACUGGCCCAGGGCCACCCAGGGGUAGUCAUUGCCCUGGUGGGGGCCUGCCGCAGAGUUGGAGCUUACCAAGCCCAGGUCUUGCAGCUAUUGUUGGAGGCAUUCCACUGUGCAGAGCCCUCAUCCCGGCAAGUGGCCUGUGUGCCUCUCUUUGCCACUUUGACGGCUUAUGAGGUGUACUAUGAACUAACGGAAGAGGAGGGGGUAGUGCCUGCAGAGCACCAGGUAGAAAUAGCCACAGCCAGGACCCUGGGAGAAGUGACAGUGCUUGGGUCUCUACUGCUUCAGCAUCUGCUGCACUUCUCUGCUCCUGGUCUUAUACUACGAAGUCUGGGUUCCUUGACAGGACCACAACUUUUGGCUCUGGCCCAAAGCCCUGCUGGCUCUCACAUACUUGAUGCCAUUCUGUCCAGCCCCUCUGUGACACACAAACAGCGCCGCCGUGUGCUGCAGGCCCUCAAGGGACAAUACGUGUCUCUGGCCUGUAGUCGCCAUGGCAGCCGUGUCCUAGAUGCCAUCUGGAAUGGAGCAGCUUUGAGGACCCGAAAGGAAAUUGCUGCUGAACUGGGUGAGCAGAACCAGGAGCUGAUAAGAGACCCUUUUGGCCACCAUGUGGCUCGGAAUGUGGCCCUGACUACCUUCCUGAAGCGGCGAGAAGCUUGGGAACAGCAGCAGAGUGCAAUGGCCAAGCGAAGGCGGGCAUUGAACUCAGUACUUGAAGACUGAGGCCUUGGAGUCUGGAACUGGGUGUUAAUGGGGAGGGUGAAAGGAGUACCUACUGUCUCCCUUUCCUGGUUUAACUUGGAGUCAAAAGUCUUCUUGGUAAACAUUUUUAUAUUUUUACUGGAAA
Molecule: messenger RNA, 2188 nt
Organism: Marmota monax (woodchuck)
Lineage: Eukaryota; Metazoa; Chordata; Mammalia; Rodentia; Sciuridae
Gene: Nop9
Product: NOP9 nucleolar protein
Exons: 10
Coding region: 142-2064 (640 amino acids)
Biological process (GO): ribosomal small subunit export from nucleus; endonucleolytic cleavage in ITS1 to separate SSU-rRNA from 5.8S rRNA and LSU-rRNA from tricistronic rRNA transcript (SSU-rRNA, 5.8S rRNA, LSU-rRNA); endonucleolytic cleavage in 5'-ETS of tricistronic rRNA transcript (SSU-rRNA, 5.8S rRNA, LSU-rRNA)
Cellular component (GO): nucleolus; 90S preribosome; preribosome, small subunit precursor
Molecular function (GO): RNA binding
Source: RefSeq, a predicted model, not a curated record